Messenger RNA from Myzus persicae (green peach aphid), 522 nucleotides. It is a transcript of the gene SmE, whose product is annotated as probable small nuclear ribonucleoprotein E. Gene Ontology annotation, cellular component: precatalytic spliceosome; U4/U6 x U5 tri-snRNP complex; U4 snRNP. NCBI's taxonomy places the organism in Eukaryota, Metazoa, Arthropoda, Insecta, Hemiptera, Aphididae. Gene Ontology annotation, molecular function: RNA binding. The transcript is spliced from 2 exons. Gene Ontology annotation, biological process: spliceosomal snRNP assembly; mRNA splicing, via spliceosome. Bases 148 to 429 code for a protein of 93 amino acids. The record is from RefSeq and is a predicted model, not a curated record.
AACGAGUUAUCAUAACUUUGAGUCGUGCCGUUUAAUGUUUACACCGUAUUCAGUUUAUUGACGCUAAAAGUAAAAUAUAUCAAAUAUUGCGCCCGAGUACGAUUCUGAAGUUUUUAUUUUUGAAACAAAUUAUUUCUAAAAACUAAAAUGUAUAAAGUUCCUCAAAAAGUACAGAAGGUAAUGGUACAGCCCAUUAACCUUAUUUUCCGACAUUUGCAAAAUCGUGCUAAAGUUCAAGUAUGGCUCCAGGAAAAAAUUCAUUUAAGGAUUGAAGGACAUAUUGUGGGUUUUGAUGAAUAUAUGAAUCUAGUCUUGGAUGAAGCUUGUGAAGUUAACACUAAGGUUGACUCAAGGAAACCAGUUGGUCGCAUAUUGUUGAAAGGAGAAAAUAUUACAUUAAUUCAAAAUAUGACUCCAUCCAUAGGAUAAAAUCAAGAACUGUCUGAAUAAAAAAUAUAUACUUCAAUAUAUCCUUUGUAAUAUAAAUUCAUAAUAAAAUAUCUUAAUGCUUAAAACUCAAAC